AUGGUGACCCACCACCUCGACCUGCACGACGGGGACCUUGAGGAGGCCCUGGGCUUGAGGUCAGUCGGGCCGCGCGGCGGCAUCGGCACGGUCUACGGGAGGCUGCGGCGCACCGACAUGGACGAGUUCGACCGUCGACGGUUUGAGCUUCUUCGGGCCGCCCGCGAGUGUGCUGAGCAGAUUCGUGCCGAGGAGGGCCUUCCUGCUCCUGGCGACGGCGGCCCCAUGCUUUUGGGUGACGCUGCCGCCGGCGAUCCUGCCGGAGCCGGACUUCCACCACUUCCUGCCCCUGCUGGUCCGCCGGCUCUCGGCGCGGGCGACUCGGGGGAUGCACUUCGGAACUCGGAGGCGACCGAGGCCCGAGACGGCUAUGAGAUCGACGACCUCAUCUCGAGGGUGAGGGCCAAGGUGGUCUUCGGCGAUCGAGGCGUGCCUGAGCUGUCUGCUGGGAACACGUUGGCGGUGGCGCUGACCGGCACCACGUCGCGGCCCACGCCACCCGACCACAAUGACAUCCUCGGAGAUCGGAGCAGACCGUUCCCGGGCGCGGUGAACGCGAUGCAGCUCGUGAGCGUCGAGGGCUGGCCUAUCGUUGGUCCUCGUACUUGCUUGUGGUUGCCCACGCAGCUCGUCAAGCUGAACUUCACCCCGAUGCAGAGGUGCCACUGGUGGCGCCAGAUCCUCGGCUUGUCUGCUGAGGAUACGGAGGUUGACGAACAUACCUUUCUCAGCGAGGUGCUGGAGGUCGGGUGCCAGAUCGACCAGGUGUGCCCGCCCAGCCUCGUGUUCUUCGAGAUGGUGUGCUGGAGGUGCCAGCUGUGGGAGGAGGUUAAGGAAGCCGUGAUCCUGAAGGAAAGGAGGGAGGGCCGGGAGGAGAAGCUCCUGGCCGCUGGUGAAGGCGCCAACCCCUCUGGUCAGCCGGGGCCCAAGAAGAAGCCCAAGAAGCCGAAGACGGCACCCGUGGACUACCCGGUGCCGCAGUUUUGCGUCAUGGACAUUGUCGACUCGUCUCGCGACCUGCUUCCGAUCCCACUGGGUGUUGGGCUGGAUUCAGUACUGCAUGGCUCGGGUGCUGGCCGGGUCGACUUGGGCUCGCUCACGCCGGAGCCGCUGCUCAAGAUGCUGGAGGCUGGCCACGGUUUAUUGCGCGAGCCCGCUGAAGUUCAAUCCUCGCUCGGAUCGCGCAAUGAUAAUUUGCGUUAUCUCGACCCAAAGCUGGCGCGGAGGGGCUGCUUUUUCGGCCGCGCUCUGUCGGAGCUGUUCGACGCGGGCGCGGCGAGGGUGGACCCCGGGAACGCCUUGGAGGAGAUUGGUUUAUUUUUCGCGCGGCGCAAAGACCACAGACUUCGCUUGAUCGCCGAUGCUCGCGCUGCUAACCUUCACUUCGUCGAGCCUGCCUACGCGGAGCUCGCUAGCCCGGAGGCCCUCGCCGCCAUCGAGUGCGACGGGCCCGACAUGAUAGGGUUCUGCUCUGGGGGCGUCGAUGCGUGCUCUUACCGGUAUGAGCUGCCUGAGUGGGCGAGGCGGUACUUCACCUUGCCCACGAUUAAGGCUCAGUGCUUGCCUGCUGCGCUGCGUGGUCGGUCGGGGCUGGCUCGCGACACUUCAGAGCUCAAGUUCAGGUUCCGCGUCGCGCCGACGGGCUGGAGCUGGGCGGUCCACCUGACACAGCAGGGCCACUUACACGCCGUGGAGAGAGCGCUCCAGAGUGGCCGCUGGGUUCUCGACGAGCGGCCCGGCGUUGACCUUCGGCAUGGCGACGCGAAGGUGCUCUACAUCGACAAUUUCGCCGUCGCCUCCGUCGACCAGGCAUGCGACGGCAGCAAGGCCGAGCUGCUGGGCUGCGAGCUGGGCCGGACCACUGGCCGAUGGCGUAUCAAGCCUAAGCGUUUGUGGCGGCUCAUGGGCGCUCUCGACUACCUGCUUGAUGCCAAGGGCAGGAAGGUUACAGGGCGCGAGGUUGAGCGCGUCCUGGGGCGCAUCGUGGCCGCGUGCACGCUGAGACCUGGCCUGAAGCGCCAGCCGCUGCGGCCCACCGCUCGACGCGAGCUCUUCUGGGCACGCUCGCUGCUGCCUUGCAUCGUCGGCGAGAUGGGCAAGGCCUGGUCCUCGACGGUCACCGCCUACGACGCCUCACCUUGGGGCUACGGCGUCGUCGAGACGGAGUGGGAGCCUGCUGCGGUCGCCAGUCGCGGUCGCUUCUCUGAGCGCGCUCGCUUCCGCGGGCCACUUGCUGCUGCUGGCGCCCCCUGGGAUCGCGCCCUGGAGGCUGAGGCGGCGCAGGCUCCGGGCGCCGCCUUGAUCCUGACCGGCCGGGUGUCGGAGUUCCCCGAGGUCAGCGCGAGGGCCCUGACCGAGGCUACCUGGCGCGUGGUGGGCUGCGGGCGCUGGAGGCGGCGCGAGGCAAUCCACUGCCUCGAGGCCGCCUCUGUCUGCUGGGCCGCGAGGCGCAUUGUUAAGCACGCCCGGCGGCGUGGCCAGCGCCACCUCGUGCUGGGAGACAACAUGUUCGCCACCCUUGCAUUGGCAAAAGGAAGAGCUCCGGAUCAUCGUCUGUUGCUUGCCUGCCGAGUCGUCUUCGCGGUCAGCGUCGCGGCCGACAUCCGGCUGCGCUGUCGGUGGCUACCCUCGGAGUGGAACCCCAGCGAUCAGGCCUCUCGUCGGCGUCAGCCGCCUGGGCUCAAGCACGAGCGUGGGCGCGGGCAGCAUGCAGAGGAGGGCGCUGACGGCCCGGUUGCCGAUUCCGCCGUCCACCUGGGGUUCAGGCUCAGGCCCAGCCGAAGGGAGAGGCAGUCGAUCCCGCUCGGCGCGCCGAGCGACCCGAGGCUUGGGCUGACCGAGCAGCGCGGCGACGUGGAGGUGCGGCGCCGGGUCGAGGGAGGGCGGCAGCUAGUCCGCCCUCGCUUGCCCCGGCUGGCCGCCGAGAAGGCGAGGCUGAAGACCCGGGCGAUCUACUUAGGCUUCGUGGAGUGGCUCUUUGACAAAGGCGGGGCUGCUGCGACUGCGAAGCGAGUCGGCCCCGCCCUGCUCUGGGGAGAUCCUCGCCUUGCUCUGGGAUCCUUGCGGACCACCUUCCCGGUCCUGCAGCAGGCGCUGAAGGGCCGGGUCCAGCGACGACCCGAGUUCUGGCGGCCCCCGCUGCCCCGGGUGUCGGUGGCCGCUGCGGCCCGAGAGCUGCUCGACCUCAACAUGGGCAUGGCAGCGCUCGGGAUCAUGAUAGCGUUCGAAACUUACAUGCGCCCCUCCGAGCUGCUGGCGCUCCUGACCGACCACGUCGUGCUGCCCAUCCCAGGCGAGGCGGGGGCCGCCCGCUGGCUGACCUUCGUCAUCCGGGCGCAGGAAGCGCUGGUGCCGUCCAAGACGAACGCGUUCGACAUCAGCGUGCCGCUGGACUUGGGGAGGCAGUGCUGGCUAGCCCGCUGUAUGGAGGUGGUGGUGCGCCGCCGUGGCCCGGGCAGUUCGCUCCUCGGCCUCGCGUGCGCGGACUUGGCCGCGGCCUUCAAGACGGUCUUGAAAGGGGUUGGUGCCCCGGCGCUGCAGGGCACCCUCUACUCGCUCCGCCGCGGCGGCGCCAGCCACGACCGGAGCAUGGGCGCCGGGCCCUUGGCCGCCGUGCAGCAGCGCGGCAGGUGGCGCGCGUUCCAGAGCGCCACGCGCUACGAGAAGCACGGCCGCCUGGGCCUCGAGCUGCAGAAGUUGGGGCCAGCGCGCUUGGCGCUGCUCCGGCAAAGGUCGGCUGGUAUCGAGCUCGCCUGCGAGAGGUGCUUCGGGUUGCGCUGGAGGCGACGCGCGGCCGGCAGUCCAGAGUGA
This is a messenger RNA of Prorocentrum cordatum, 3810 nucleotides long. Lineage: Eukaryota; Dinophyceae; Prorocentrales; Prorocentraceae. The record is from the annotation of a GenBank genome assembly.